AGUAAUUAUUCAGCUGUUAGGGAAGGUGAUUAAUGGAGCCAACUGGAAUUUUGGGAGCAUUUGGUCACAAAGGUUGCAUUCACUCUAGUAAGUAAAAAGCUUACAUAAAUUUUCUGUUGCCUUGGAGCCUACUAACUAAAUGGCAGUCUGGUAUUGUAAACCUCUGCCUCAUGGCAAGCCCAUGUGUUACAGAGUAAAAAUGUGUUCUAUGGGAUUUUCUUGGCUGUUAUCCUUGCAGAAGCAGUUCACUACACCUUUCUUCUGCCGUGCUACUGAGUGGGGUGGAAGCAUCAACAUUUAGCUUAGUAGUAAAAUAUGACCACUUGUGCCACCUAGGGACCUAUCUGGUACUGUAAUCAGCCUCAAUUCCUGUCUCCUAUUGAUUCUCAUUUUGCUUACCCAUUGGGCAGACUGACUACAAACAUCUCACAAAGUUUGUCAUUUUUUUCCUUCCUUCUUCUGCCUUUACUCCAUGGGGAGAAGGUGGGUCCUGACUUCUACAUUGCCUGAUAAGGUUUCCAAGUGUCACAGAAUUAAUACAUAAGCCUAAAGGAUGUUCGUGAAUUUUAAAUCAUUUACCCUCCAAUCUGGGCUAGGGGUUUACUCUAAGGAGAAAUUCAGAUGAUCUUAUAAAUGCAUAUAUACUAGGCCAGAACAAGGGCCAGGAUGAGGCAUUAGAAAAUGGAACCCAGGUCUUUACACUGAAUUUUAGAUUCCCAGAUCAAUUAAAAAAUAAAUAAUUUAAUAUUUCCAAAAUGCUUAUAACAAAUCCUGGUUAUAGUAAGAAAAAAUACAUGCCAGUCAUUAAUCAUGAAUAAGAAUAAAACAUCAUCAGCAUUUCUGUUGGUUCUGUGAUUAGAAAUGGUACAUUGUAAGUGAUCAGUAAGAAUGUGUUGAAUGAAUUGAUGAAUUAAUCAAUAAAUAACACCACAUAAGCAAAAAACUAUUUCCUGGCACACAAAAUAUUUGAUUGUUUGAUCAUAAAAAGUACUAUGGAAAUAAAAAGCAGGGGGAGAUGGAAACAAUGAUCAUACCUCCAUUUUGUCUUCCCCUUUUCUUACUCUAGGAAAACACUCAUAAAUUUUAAGGUAUUUAAUGAUCAUAUGAGACUGGUCAUGCUAAUGCUGAAUCAAACAGACUUGUCCCCAGCCUUAUUCAUUCUGAAUGGAGUCCCAGGACUAGAAGACAUGCAUAUCUGGAUUUCCUUCCCAUUCUGCUCUAUGUGUGUUCUGGCUAUGGUAGGCAAUUGUGGACUCCUCUAUCUCAUUCGUUGUGAAGACUCUCUGCACAGGCCUAUGUACUACUUUUUGGCAAUGCUUUCUCUAACUGACCUUGUCAUGUGCUCCAGUACAAUUCCUAAGGCCCUCAGCAUUUUCUGGUUUCAUCUCAAGGAAAUCAGCUUUGAUGAAUGCCUAGUCCAGAUGUUCUUCAUCCACACCUUCACAGGGAUGGAAUCUGGGGUGCUCAUGCUUAUGGCCCUGGACCGCUAUGUGGCCAUCUGCUACCCUCUGCACUACUCAGCAAUCCUCACUAAUCCUGUCAUUGCAAAAGUUGGGCUUACCACAUUUCUGAGAGCUGUGAUUCUCAUCAUUCCCUUCACUUUCCUCACCAAGAAUCUACCCUAUUGCAAAGGCAAUAUCAUUCUCCAUACCUACUGUGACCACAUGUCUGUGGCCAAAUUAUCCUGUGGAAAUGUCAAGGUCAAUGCUAUCUAUGGCCUGAUGGUGGCCCUCCUGAUUGGGGAUUUUGACAUCUUGUGCAUCACCAUCUCCUAUACCAUGAUCCUUCGGGCAGUGGUCAAGCUCUCAUCGGCAGAUGCUCGGCAGAAGGCCUUUAGCACCUGCACUGCCCACAUCUGUGCCAUUAUUUUCUCCUACAGUCCAGCUUUCUUCUCUUUCUUUUCCCAUCGUUUUGGUGGCCACAUGAUCCCUCCAUCUUGCCACAUCAUUGUGGCCAAUAUUUAUCUGCUCCUGCCUCCCACUAUGAACCCUGUUGUCUAUGGGGUGAAAACCAAGCAGAUACGAGACUGUGUCCUAAGAAUACUUUCAGGUUCUGAGGACACAAAACCCCAGAGCAUAUGCAUGGAUAAUAGCCAGAAAUAAGAAGAAUUAAAGGAAGAGAGAAGGGUUAUUGCUGUCUGUUUAGACAGGAGCAGAAAAACAUUUCUGAGAAUACUCUUGGCCAUGACAAGAGAGUGUGUUAAAUGGUACAUUCAAAUAAGUUUAUUGAGAAUCCUGACAUCACUGAAAUGUCUAAUAUACUGUGAGUUUUCACCUCUUUGGCCCUAUGAAGGUCUGAUCUCAUCAUUACCCAAAGUUUCCUUGAAAAAAUAUCUAAUCAAUCA
Loxodonta africana (African savanna elephant) is the source of this 2344-nucleotide messenger RNA. RefSeq names its product olfactory receptor 52N4-like. NCBI's taxonomy places the organism in Eukaryota, Metazoa, Chordata, Mammalia, Proboscidea, Elephantidae. Gene Ontology annotation, molecular function: olfactory receptor activity; G protein-coupled receptor activity. The record is from RefSeq and is a predicted model, not a curated record. The coding region runs from base 1104 to 2102 and encodes 332 amino acids. The transcript has a single exon. Gene Ontology annotation, cellular component: plasma membrane. Gene Ontology annotation, biological process: G protein-coupled receptor signaling pathway.